Molecule: messenger RNA, 2355 nt
Organism: Ilyonectria robusta
Lineage: Eukaryota; Fungi; Ascomycota; Sordariomycetes; Hypocreales; Nectriaceae
Exons: 1
Coding region: 253-2289 (678 amino acids)
Source: RefSeq, a predicted model, not a curated record
UACACAGUUGGCGCAAGUGGGCUAGCUGAUGGAGCCUGGAUCAAGGGCACCUUCAAGUUCUACUCGGAUUGGGCUCUGUUUCAGACGUCAGAUCCAAGACAGGACAACUAUGUUUCGGCCGAGUACAUCCCUGGUGAUCUCCAUCCUGGCCAAACCGCCGCAACGGUGCAGUCUCUUGCGGUCCGGUUUGACCAGAAAGGUCACGAACGACCUUUUCAGAAGGCUGUCAUCAUUGACAUUGUUGACGGGUAUAUGAACCCUGGGGAUAAGAUUGUGGUCCGUCUGGGGGAUAGACGAUGGGGGGCACGAGGCACCCGCGUUCAGUCGUUUGUCGAGGAAAGCUUUCUCAUGAGAUGGUAUAUUGACCCAGUGGGAACCUCUAGGUUUGCACCCAUCAAACCAGACAUUGCUUUGGCCAUCAAGCCUGGAGCCAUUUCCAAGGUCAAGGCCAUUUCACCUCGCCUUGUCAGGGCGGGUGUGCCUUUCCCAAUCCACGUUCAUACUGAGGAUGCUUGGGGAAACGCGACAGCCAACAUCGAGGGACUAGAGACUCGGAUCAGUAUUGCGAAAGAGGGCUCUAAUUAUACGGAUUGGGAACAAAAGCUGCCCUUGCCAAGUCGCGGGUGGACGGUAGCAAAUUCGACUGCCUCUCUGCUUGCUGAUGGCGACUAUAUUCUCUCCGUCUUAGUAGUUGAUCGGAACGGAGACAUAGUCCAUACUACUUCAGAUCACAUCACGGCCGAUGCAACGCUCCCCGUUCGUCGCACUCUGUUUGCAGAUCUCCAUGUACAUUCCGAUGACACAGUGGGCACCAAUUCGACCACCUACAACUUUUCAUAUGCCCAAAAAGUCGCCGGGCUCGAUAUCGUGGGCUAUACAGCGAAUGACUUCAACAUCACGGCGGAAAAAUGGGACAAGACUCUCGAAAUUAUCAAGGACAUCAACUCUCAGGGAGAGUUUGUUGUGUUUCCCGGCACAGAGUGGUGUGGCAACUCUGCUGCCGGUGGGGAUCACAACGUCGUCUUCUUGGAUGACCCAAACAUCACAAAGCCUGAGUUUCCUCUUGACAAGAAUGGAAACGUUGCACGAAGCUUUGAGUGGAAUGAGGACGGCCCAGCAGAGCUGACCCCAGGCGCUUGGCCACUGGACGAAGUCUACGCAACGUAUGCCUACGCCCCCGAGAAGCACCUCUUGAUUCCUCACGUCGGAGGCCGUCGGUGCAACCUCGCCUGGCACCAUCCCAAACUUGAACGCCUACUCGAAAUCGGGAGUGCCUGGGGGCUGUUCGAGUGGCUUCUUCGGGACGCGGUGCAAAGGGGAUGGAAAAUGGGUGUGUCGGCCAACUCAGAUGAGCACCGAGGUCGAUGCGGAGGAGGCGUCCCGGGAACAGCCGUGUUUGGCACAAAGGGAGGGUUGACAGGUGUUUUUGCUGAAAACUUGGACCGGGCUGAUGUAGCAGCGGCACUUCGAGCGAGGAGAACAUUCGCCACAACUGGAGAGCGACUGGUUGGCUUCGUGCGUACCAAAGACGGCCAGAUCCAAGGCGACGAUAUAAUCACAAAGAUUGGCGAGACCAUCACUCUAAACUACGGCUUUUAUGGAUCAAACGGCUUCUCUUCAGUAGAGGCUUGGGAUGCCAGCGGGCAGAUCUUCCAUCGCAAUCUCCAGCAAGAGGCAACGGAAGCAGCACCUCCUAUGACGCCGAGGAAGAUGCGUGUGAAAUGGGGAGGCGCGCGUCUCUACGACAGGUAUCGAGAAGCUGUCUGGCAAGGGUCGAUUCUCGUCUCCGAUGCUACAAUUUCCCACGUGCAGCCAUUCGGUGGCGUUCUGGACAAUCCUGAAGAAGUGGUCGAGUUGAGAUCAGAGACCCAAGUCAUCUUCAAUACGCACACAAGCGGCGACUUUGACGGCGUGGACAUCUUCUUCCGCUCAGACUCCAAGGUGCCCUCUACCAUCAGUAUAUCAGGGCUGCUAGGAGGAUACGUCAAGGUUGGCAACGCCCUGGCCGGCAAUCCGCAUAAACCGCAGCCGGAAUUCAAUCUGCUCGCAACCGCAGCCGAAGCCAGCCGUGUUGGCGGGAAGCAACUCCCAAUCAAAGGCGGCGCGGAACUCUUUGUAUCCAUUGAGGCUUUGGCAGAUUUGUCGCUUCCAAGGCGAGUGGAGGGCGACUUUUCUCUCGCCAGCAGCGGGCGGGUCGUGGGCGAGAAUCAGGCCAUCUACUUUGUUGGAAGGGAGUUUAGUGGAGGAAAGGUGAUCACAAGUCCAGUAUUUAUAGAAUAUCAGGCUUAGCUCGUCGGUAUGCAGAUGCAGAUGCUCAAUUUAAUUGCGAAAUAAAUCUCCAAGAAUUGCGUUCCG